AAAAACAAAAGAAAAAAAAACACUUGAGAAUCUGCAAAAACACCCAAAAAAUGAAAAGUUUCAAAGCUUUUAAGAGCUUAAAUUUUGCUCAGAUGCUCUGAAGCUUCAAAUAUUCGUAUGAACUAGAAAAGUCUUUGUCUUUUUUUUUUCCCUCUUAGCAGAAUGAUCUUUGUUUCAAAAUCAUUAGUUAGUUUCUCGUGCUCUUCUCCUUUUCCCCUUUUAGAGUAGAGCAAUACAGAUUCGUUUUGAUUUUGUUGAAGAACUCUGUUUCCUGAAACAACAAAAGAAAACAAAAAUUAGUUUAUUUUUUGCUUUUUCUUUCUGGAAACCAUGAAGGCUCCCUCAAAUGGAUUUCAUCCCAAUUCCACCGAAGGAGAGAAGAAAGCAAUCAAUUCUCAACUAUGGCACGCUUGUGCAGGGCCUUUGGUUUCAUUGCCUCCUGUGGGAAGUCUUGUGGUUUACUUCCCUCAAGGACAUAGUGAGCAAGUUGCAGCAUCGAUGCAAAAGCAAACCGAUUUUAUACCUAAUUACCCAAAUCUUCCUUCUAAGCUGAUUUGCUUGCUUCACAGUGUUACCUUACAUGCUGAUACAGAGACCGAUGAAGUUUAUGCACAAAUGACUCUUCAACCUGUGAAUAAGUACGACAGAGAAGCAUUGCUAGCUUCUGAUAUGGGCCUGAAGCUAAACAGACAACCUACUGAGUUUUUCUGCAAGACUCUUACAGCGAGUGACACGAGCACUCACGGUGGAUUCUCUGUACCACGUCGUGCAGCUGAGAAAAUAUUCCCUCCUCUUGAUUUCUCGAUGCAACCGCCUGCACAAGAGAUUGUAGCUAAAGAUUUACACGACACUACAUGGACCUUCAGACAUAUUUAUCGAGGCCAGCCAAAAAGACACUUGCUUACUACAGGUUGGAGCGUUUUUGUCAGCACAAAGAGACUAUUCGCGGGUGAUUCAGUUUUGUUUGUAAGAGAUGAGAAAUCACAGCUUAUGUUGGGUAUAAGACGUGCAAAUAGACAAACACCGACUCUUUCCUCAUCGGUCAUAUCCAGCGACAGUAUGCACAUUGGGAUUCUUGCAGCUGCAGCUCAUGCUAAUGCCAACAGUAGCCCAUUUACCAUCUUCUUCAAUCCAAGGGCAAGUCCUUCAGAGUUUGUAGUUCCUUUAGCCAAAUACAACAAAGCGUUGUAUGCUCAAGUAUCUCUUGGAAUGCGAUUCCGGAUGAUGUUUGAAACCGAGGAUUGUGGGGUUCGUAGAUAUAUGGGUACAGUCACGGGGAUUAGUGAUCUUGACCCUGUUAGAUGGAAGGGCUCACAAUGGCGUAACCUUCAGGUAGGAUGGGAUGAAUCAACAGCUGGAGAUAGGCCAAGCCGAGUCUCCAUCUGGGAAAUCGAACCCGUCAUAACUCCUUUUUACAUAUGCCCUCCUCCUUUCUUCAGACCAAAGUACCCGAGGCAACCAGGGAUGCCAGAUGAUGACUUGGACAUCGAAAAUGCUUUCAAAAGAGCAAUGCCUUGGAUGGGAGAAGAAUUUGGAAUGAAAGACGCACAGAGUUCGAUGUUUCCUGGUUUAAGUCUAGUUCAGUGGAUGAGUAUGCAGCAAAACAAUCCAUUGUCAGCGACUACUCAGCUUCCCUCUGCUCUCUCAUCUUAUAACCUACCAAACAAUUUUGCUUCUAACGACCCUUCAAAGCUGUUGAACUUCCAAUCCCCAAACCUCUCUCCCGCAAAUUCUCAAUUCAACAAACCGAACAUGGUUAACCAUAUCAGUCAACAGAUGCAAGCACAACCCGCCAUUGUGAAAUCUCAGCAGCAACAACAACAACAACAACAACAGCUGCAACAACAAGUACAGAUGUCACAUCAACAGCUGCAGCAACAUCAUCAGCAGCAGCAAGGGAUUUAUAACAUAGGUUCCGUAAACAAUGGCGUGACUGUUGUUUCUAACCAAGCCUCAUGUCAGAAUCAGUCUACUGGUUUUUCUCAGGCUCAGCUUCAGCAGCAGUCAAUGCUCUCUAAUGGUGCUACGAUGACACAACAGAACAUAGUUUCCGGUGGGAUUAAGGGCUCGUCUCAAAUGACAUCGCUUGCGCAAGAAUUGCAGUUUCAGCAGCAACUGGAAUUGCACAACAGUAGCCAAUUAUUGAGAAACCAGCAAGAACAGUCCUCGAUGCAUACACUACAACAAACUCUGUCCCAAAAUCCUCAGCAACUCCAGAUGCAACAACAAUCAUCAAAACAAAGUCCCUCACAACAACUUCAGUUGCAGCUACUACAGAAGUUACAGCAGCAGCAACAGCAGCAGUCAAUACCUCCAGUAAGUUCGUCCAUACAGCCACAGUUAUCGGCGUUGCAGCAGGCACAAAGCCAUCAACUGCAACAACUUCUGUCGUCUCAGAAUCAACAGCCCUUGGCACAUGGUAAUAACAGCUUCUCAGCUUCAACUUUCAUGCAGCCUCCACAGAUUCAGGUGAGUCAUCAGCAACAAGGACAGAUGAACAAUAAACCUCUUGUAACCACCGGAAGAUCACAUUCUGGUCACACAGAUGGAGAAGCUCCUUCUUGUUCAACGUCACCUUCCGCCAAUAACACCGGACAUGAUAAUGUUUCACCGACGAAUUUCUUGAGCAGAAAUCUACAGCAAGGACAAGGAGUAUCUGUGUCUCCAUCUGAUUCAGUCUUUGAGCGUGCAAGCAAUCAAGGCCAAGAGCUUUACGCAAAAACAGAGAGCCGGGUCAAUCAAGGCAUGGUGAAUUUGAAGAGUGCUCCUGAACACUUCAAGUUUAAAGGUGCGGUAACAGAUCAACUCGAUGUAUCCACAGCGGGAGCGACGUAUUGUCCUGAUGUUGUUGGCCCUGCACAGCAGCAACAGACUUUCCCAUUACCAUCAUUCGGUUUUGAUGGAGAUUGCCAAUCUCAACAUCCAAGAAACAGCUUAGGUUUCGCUGGUAAUCUCGAAGCCGUAACUUCUGAUGCUCUCUAUUCUCAAAAGGACUUUCAUAACUUGGUUCCAAACUAUGGCAACGCACCAAGGGACAUCGAGACCGAGCUAUCCAGUGCUGCAAUCAGUUCUCAGUCAUUUGGUAUUCCCAGCAUUCCUUUUAAGUCCGGAGGUUCAAAUGAGAUUGGUGGCAUCAAUGAUUCAGGCAUCAUGAAUGGUGGUGGACUCUGGCCCAAUCAGACUCAGAGAAUGCGAACAUAUACAAAGGUUCAAAAACGAGGGUCAGUAGGAAGAUCAAUAGAUGUUACUCGUUAUAGCGGCUACGAGGAACUCAGGCAUGACUUAGCAAGAAUGUUUGGCAUUGAAGGACAGCUCGAAGAUCCACAAACCUCUGAUUGGAAACUCGUCUACACAGAUCAUGAAAACGAUAUAUUGCUCGUUGGUGAUGAUCCUUGGGAGGAGUUUGUGAACUGCGUGCAAAACAUAAAGAUACUAUCAUCAGCAGAAGUCCAGCAAAUGAGCUUAGACGGAGAUCUUGCAGCUAUCCCAGCCACAAACCAAGCCUGCAGCGAAACAGACAGCGGAAAUGCUUGGAAAGUACACUAUGAAGACACUUCGGCCGCAGCUUCAUUCAACAGAUAGAAAACAAAAAAGAUGCAAAUACACCAAAAUCAACUUCAAAGUACAGCCUUUUUUUCUUGUACUGCAAACAACAAACUGAGAAGACGAAGAGGAAGAAGAAGAUACUGCAAGGUAUAUAUUCAUUUUUAUAGGACAGUGAUUUGAUUUUUUCAAUCUAACUUGAUGUUGUUGUAUUUUCUUGUUUCCAUAUUUUAUAUAACUUGUGAGCAACAAAAAAAAGGACAAGUCUAUUACGAGUGUCUUAAAACAGAUACUACAAUGUAAUGUAACUAAAGCUGAUAUUUUUGUUCCUCUCGCUUCA
Messenger RNA from Eutrema salsugineum, 3883 nucleotides. RefSeq names its product auxin response factor 19. The coding region runs from base 331 to 3582 and encodes 1083 amino acids. Gene Ontology annotation, molecular function: protein binding; DNA binding. Lineage: Eukaryota; Viridiplantae; Streptophyta; Magnoliopsida; Brassicales; Brassicaceae. Gene Ontology annotation, biological process: regulation of DNA-templated transcription; response to hormone. Gene Ontology annotation, cellular component: nucleus. The transcript has 12 exons. The record is from RefSeq and is a predicted model, not a curated record.